Bathycoccus prasinos is the source of this 657-nucleotide messenger RNA. RefSeq lists its product with no specific name. Gene Ontology annotation, biological process: photosynthesis. The coding region runs from base 1 to 657 and encodes 218 amino acids. Gene Ontology annotation, cellular component: photosystem II; photosystem II oxygen evolving complex; extrinsic component of membrane. The record is from RefSeq and is a predicted model, not a curated record. The transcript has a single exon. Lineage: Eukaryota; Viridiplantae; Chlorophyta; Mamiellophyceae; Mamiellales; Bathycoccaceae. Gene Ontology annotation, molecular function: calcium ion binding.
AUGUGUGUCUUUUCCAAUCAGGUCCAAUCCAUCAAACGAACGAGAAAAUCCUCCAUCAAAUGUAGUAGCGCUUCAUCAUCAUCGACGACGACAUCCGAAGAGGACAACACUGAUUUUUCGCGUCGCCAAGCGGUUUUAUCUACCGCCGCCGGCGCGUUUGCGUUGACCCAAAACGUCAACCCGUCCUACGCCUUGUCCGGUUUCAACGUCGUCAAAGAAACGAGAGACGGAUAUCAGUUCAUCUACCCGGUCGGAUGGCAAGAAAUCUCCGUCGAUGGGCAGGCGAAGGUGUUUAAAGAUAUUAUUGAACCGUUAGAGUCUAUUUCGUUAAAUAUUUACCCGACUGAGAGAGAAUCGUUGAAGGAUAUUGGCACCGCGCAAGAAGUCGCGGAGACGCUGGUGAAGCAAGCGUUGUCGGCGCCGGGGGCGUUGGGGAAGUUGUUGAGCGCGAAGGAAAGAACAGAUAAGGACGGUCAUUUGUAUUAUUCGUUUGAGUUUGUUUCGAAGACGAAGAGUUACGAGAGGCACGCGUUGACGACGGUGACGAUUACGCAGGGGAAGUUUUUCACGUUGACAACGGGGAGUUCGGAGAGAAGGUGGGAUAAGAUGAAGGAGAGACUCAACGCGGCGAACGAUUCGUUUCAAGUUUACUAUUAA